AUGUCUCAACCCGAUGCGACUUCUGACGUGUAUAAACACGAGAAAGAUCACAAGAACAGCAAUGAUCUCGAGCCGACAGCAACCAGAGAGGAAGCAGCCGUAGGAGAGAUGGAGGAGACCAGAAAUGGCCAAUUUCAUCGCUCCUUUUCGCCUCGUCAGGUUCAUAUCAUUUCCCUAGGAUCCAACAUUGGAAGCGGCGUCUUUAUUGCCACGGGAAAGGCUCUUGCCACCGGGGGACCAGGUAACAUGGUGAUUGCCUACACGAUGGUUUGCACGUGUGUCUGGGCUGUGCUCCAAUCAUUGUCCGAGAUGACUAUUGCUUUCCCCGUAUCUGGAAAUUAUAUCGACUAUGCGGAUUGUUGGGUUGAUCCAGCCCUGGCUUUUGGUGCAGGCCUUGCCGAGUGGCUUGGUAGGUGGUAUCUUUUUUCAAGAGAAAGGUUUGGUGCUUCUUGUGCUUACUGUAAAGCAGGUUGGACGGCAAUUGUCGCCGCUGAAGCUGGUUUUUUCAAUGUGCUCGUUCAGUACUGGGCCGAAGGAUCUAUGCCUUUAGCAGCAACAAUUACCAUCUUCCUCGUCGCUUGCUUGGUUAUAUUUGCCCUCCCAAACAAAGUCUUUGCCUGGUUUGAAUACGUUACGUCCUUGAUCAAAAUUGUGAUUUUCCUCAUCAUCAUAAUCCUCUCGUUGGCACUUGUUCUAGGAGCUGGACCUAAGGGCACUUUCCACCAUGGGGAUACAUGGACAUCUCUUCCACCGUUUCUCAACGGAUUCUCAGGAUUCGCCAACUGUGCCCUUCUUGCUGUGUGGGCUGUUGGUGAUCAGGUAUUCAUUGGAAUCAUGGGCGGAGAAGCCGAGAGCCCUCGGUUCUCGAUGGGUCAUGCUACAAAGCUGGUUCCAUUCCGAGUGAACUUCAUUUACGUGAUCAGCGUCGUCUUUAUCACAAUACUGGUUCCAUCAGAUGAUCAUCGCUUAUUAGGGGGAACCGGAGUCGCCGCAUCCCCUUUCAUCAUAGCAGUUCAAGACUCGGGAAUCCCCGGAAUUCCCUCCCUGUUGAAUGCAGGAAUGAUAUGCGGCGUUCUUGCGAUUGCUGCUGAAGCCGUUUAUCUUUCAUCAAGAGUUUUGCGAACCAUGGCCCACCAGAAACUGAUUUGGGAGGGUCUUGCUAAAGUAGACUCCAGUGGUCGUCCAAGAUGGGCUUUAAUCAUCACCUCACUGGUCGCCGUGGUCCUUUCAUACAUUCAGAUCGCCGCUGGUGGCUUGACGGUUUUGAAUUGGUUGAUCUCAAUCACAAGUGCUUCUUUCUUUACGAAUUGGAUCAUCAUUUCCUUUGUGAACUGGCGGUUCCAUCGCGCAUUGGAAGCGCAGAAUGACCCCCUUUUCACAGAAGUAAAUGCAUGGAAGUCAUCACUGUGGCCACUUGCACCCGCCUGGUUGAUGAUUAACUCCAUAUUCUUGUUGGUUUGCUGUAUCUUUCUUGGAAUCAAGCCCCCUAGCGGGACUGGCUUCACCGCGACCAACUUUUUCCAAUAUAUCCUCGGCAUUCUGAUCAUAUUCAGUUUUACCCUCGCAUACAAACUCAUAUACAGAACUCCUUGGCGUAAUCCCAAAACCGCAGAUUGCACCACUGGUCGACGUCCUCUGUCAGCCGAGGAAAUAGCCAUGUUUGACUCUUACUACCGACAGCCAGCCUGGCGAAGGUUCCUCACCUACGUCCAACUAUGGUAG
This is a messenger RNA of Penicillium salamii, 1722 nucleotides long. The record is from the annotation of a GenBank genome assembly. Lineage: Eukaryota; Fungi; Ascomycota; Eurotiomycetes; Eurotiales; Aspergillaceae.